Molecule: messenger RNA, 1224 nt
Organism: Fulvia fulva
Lineage: Eukaryota; Fungi; Ascomycota; Dothideomycetes; Mycosphaerellales; Mycosphaerellaceae
Product: Cercosporin biosynthesis regulatory protein CTB8
Exons: 1
Coding region: 1-1224 (407 amino acids)
Biological process (GO): aflatoxin biosynthetic process; regulation of DNA-templated transcription
Cellular component (GO): nucleus
Molecular function (GO): DNA-binding transcription factor activity, RNA polymerase II-specific; zinc ion binding; DNA binding
Source: RefSeq, a predicted model, not a curated record
AUGGCAGACACUUCGGACGAGACUACUCACGUCGGCAAACAACAAAAGGUCCGGGAGUCUUGCAAUGCUUGCAGCUCGCUGAAGAUCCGAUGUGGGAAGGAGCGUCCCCGAUGCUCCCGAUGUGCUUCCAGAGGCAUCGACUGCGAGUACAGUAUGUCUCGUCGCACUGGCCAGCGCCAGCCAUCUGGCCCUGUCGACCAUCAUCACCCUGGAGGGUUAUUUCCACUAGCCCAAACACCAGAAACCCGUCCCCAUGCUCGCAGUUUCUCCUUCGACACCGGGUUCGCCCCUUCAGAGCCACCCAGUGUAUUUCGAGAUGACUUCAACUGGAAUGUACCCUCUAGCCCUGGCUUCUUCGACGAAUGCACGAUCAUGCCUUGGGAGGACAGUUGGAUGAUCGAUGUGGCUGGACAGCCUAUGGACACUACCUCGAAUAUGGAGGACGUCGCCCUUUUCGAUAACAGCAACACUGGUCCACCUGCUGGCCUCGCACCCCCUGCCACUAUGGCACGCACAACAACAACGUCGACGACCUCCAGCUCUUCCAGCUCAGGCUUCGCAUCUCAAGCCGACUCUGGCUACGCCUCUCAAGCCGACUCAGAACGAACAAAGCUUCACCUGGCACAUCGAGACUGUGCUGCUGUGGCGUUGCAGGUUGUCGCAGACAUGCUAGUAGCAAACAUCCGUUGCCUAACGGCCGCCGAAUCUGCAACCGCCUGGAGACAAGCUAGCGCACUGCGUGACGCCGACGCCAUUUUGGAAAGCAAUUCGCAAGCCUUGGGACAAUUGACUAAAAUCCUAGAAUGUCCUUGCGCUAAGGAGCAAGAUGUCAUGAUCGCUGUAUACCUUGCACUAUCGAAGGCCAUUGCAUGGUACUCUGCCAUCAUGGGCCCGUCAAGCGGUUCACAGGGUGCACUUCUUAGCCAGGUGUCCACCGGACCGAUAUACAUGGGAGGCUAUCAGCUCGAUGAACAAGCACAGUGUGUUGUACGGGCACAAGUGGUCUUGUCACAGAUUCGCCAACAUGUGCAGCCUACAAUCGAGAAGCUUGUCGGCCUCACGAAUCAAGCGCGAUCCGGAUCACCGCCACUUUCUAGCACUCCAUCAGGCAUGGCAAUACCAUCAACACCACUGGUUCCAAGCUUACUAGAUCUUCAUCUAACCACCAUCCAGGGUUCCUUGACCCAGAUCGUGGAGAGGGCAGAGAGCUUCAAGCAUGGCUGA